GCUUUGCUUCAAGCGGGUGAUAUCAAUCGUGUUGUGAUGCCAAAAGAAAAAUCUAUAAAUAAUACUAUAUAAAGUCUCUGAUUGAUUAUAUAAUAAAAAUUAUAUCAAUGACAAAUUUUGUUAUACUUAGUAGUAUAAUUAUGACUGAAUAAAUAGUCAAUGAAAAAUCUUACAGGGUGAUGGAUCAUAUAAAUAUGAUACAGUACACUACAAAUAUAUAUAAAGUGCUAUAUAUAAGUAUUUAAAAAAUAUUUCAUAUAUUAUUGUUUACUUUUAGAUAUAAGAGUUUGCCAAAUGGUGAAUCUCUCUCCAAUGAUGCCCUAAAAAAAGAGAUAUCUACUUUGAUGGAGAAAUAUAGUACUAGAGCUGGAACAUUGCAGAAUAUGGGAUCAACACAGGGAAACGAAAAUUUCAACCAGAUUGUGGCAAGCAAAGCCCCAAAGUCACGGUUUUAUGGUGGAUCAUCAUCAUUAAGCAAUAGGUUAUCUGCCUCAGUAUUACAGAAGAAUGAAGGCUAUACAUGGCUGUCAAAGGUAAAUGAGGCUUCUUUAUUGUCUCCAGGACAACAUACACUGAGAAUUGGUAAAAGAAUGGACAAGAAAUUGAAAAGAGAAAGAGAAAGGCAAAAUACCAAAGAAUUUAAAAGAAGGCGUAUUCAAUUGAAAAAACAAAAGAAGAAAUCUGAGUUUAGGUCAAAGGUAAAAGAAGGCACAACUUAUGAAAACAAUGCAGAAGUUAAUGAACCUAUGCCAGAUAUCCAGGAAAUACCCUCACCAUUAACCAUAAAUGAGUCUGACAACUUUGUAUUUUUUGAUUUGGAAACUACUGGUUUGUCAAGGAAUAGUGACAUAACUCAAAUUGCUGCAGCCUGUGGUUCAAAUACAUUUCAACGUUAUGUUAUUCCAAGAACGGAAAUUACUCAAGAAGCAAGUACGAUAACUGGUAUAACAUUUUUACAUUCUUCAAACAAAAUGUAUGUAAAUGGAACAAUAGUUGAAACAUGUUCUGCUGAGCAGUCAUUGCUAGAUUUCAUUGAUUUUUUAAAACUUAAUGACAGACCUAUAUUAGUUGGACAUAAUAUUGCUAAUUUUGAUAUGUUGGUGUUAGAGAAUAGAUUGAAGGAAUUCCAUUUGUUUUCAACUUUUUCUGCUUGUGCAAAAGGAUUUAUUGACACCUUAAAAGUUUCUAAACGUGUAAUUCCAAAACAUGAAGUAGAAAAUUACAAGCAACAGACUCUUGUAAAUGAAAUUUUACAGUCGACUUACAGUGCACAUAAUGCAAAAGAAGAUGUUCUUUCGUUGAAAAAACUUUUUGAGGUUAAGCUUCAGGAAAAAUGUAUCAAUGAAGAUGUUUACAAUCUGAACUAUAACCAUGCAAAGAUAUCAUUUAAACCUUUAAUUGAUAUGAAAAUUAUAAAUACAUUGAUAUGUUCAAAAUUGGCAAGAAGUGGAGUCCAUUUGUGUCAUUUAAAGAUUGCAAAUGCUAGAGAUGAGAAUGGAGUAAAAGCUAUUUUGACAGAGAAUCAUGUGAGCGCUAAAUAUGCUGGACCUAUCAUUCAGUUUUUGACAGUACCAGAGGAGUAAACAAUAUUAUAUAUGUUAUAACUUGUUAUGUUGCUACAAAUUAGAGUUUUGAUGAUAUAUAGGUUUUUUUUUCCUAUCAUUUAAGGCCAACUAAAAUUAAUUAGUAGAUUUUCAUCCAGAUUUUUUUUUAAAAUGGGGCGGGUGGGAGGAUUUUAUUUUUUAUUUUUUAUUUCCUUCUAUACCCCUUUGUGACGUGUUGUUUAUAUACAAGGGUAAUAAUAAGCUUAUAUCAUGUAUAUAUAAGG
Mytilus californianus (California mussel) is the source of this 1828-nucleotide messenger RNA. RefSeq lists its product as uncharacterized. The record is from RefSeq and is a predicted model, not a curated record. Bases 345 to 1583 code for a protein of 412 amino acids. The transcript has 3 exons. Gene Ontology annotation, molecular function: 3'-5'-DNA exonuclease activity; nucleic acid binding. Gene Ontology annotation, biological process: DNA catabolic process. Lineage: Eukaryota; Metazoa; Mollusca; Bivalvia; Mytilida; Mytilidae. Gene Ontology annotation, cellular component: cytoplasm.